Messenger RNA from Entrophospora candida, 240 nucleotides. Lineage: Eukaryota; Fungi; Glomeromycota; Glomeromycetes; Entrophosporales; Entrophosporaceae. The record is from the annotation of a GenBank genome assembly.
AUGCUUCAACCUGGUCAAGUUAAUCCACCCUUUUCAAAGAAAUCACCUCCAUAUUAUUUAGCUUCACUUAAUUGCAUUGUGGAUAUAAAAUGCUUACCAACUGGUUAUCAUACAUCAUGUAUACCAUCUCUUAAUAUUUGUGAUCAUUGUAAAGAAGCAUUUUCUGAUAAUGUUGAUGAUGUAAUAAUUUUAAUUUGUGGACAUGGUUAUCAUUUAGCAUGUUAUAACACAUUAGAAAGA